Molecule: messenger RNA, 6444 nt
Organism: Prorocentrum cordatum
Lineage: Eukaryota; Dinophyceae; Prorocentrales; Prorocentraceae
Source: the annotation of a GenBank genome assembly
GAGCUUGCCUCUUGCGGGCCUCGCGUCCUCCGUGCCCUCUGCUCCACAGAUGGGCGCCCGGGCCCUUCGUGGCCCGGGCGGCGGCGCACCUUGCGAGGGCGCAAGUGGGUUUGAGGGCGUCUGGGUUCGUUUCUUGAGCGUCUUCUGGACUUUCCUGGAGACGGAGUUUUGCCGCUUUGCGGCAAUCCGCCAGACGACCCCCAACGGGCACCUAACGUUACCCAUGGCGGUCUCGCUGAACUUCGCCGAGGACGUGGCGACGCGGCUCUGGGAUGUGUGGUUGGCUUUCGUGUCCGACGCCGCGUUGCCGACCUUCGCGACGGAGUUUGCGGCUCGCGUGACGGACCUCCUGCCCAGGGUGCUGCGUCGUGAGGAUGCAGGCGGGCGUCCUGUCACCGGAGGUCUCUGCACCGAGGGUAUGAUCGCCGAUGACCUCGUCCGUGCGCCGCGGCGCAUUCGCGGGGAGGUGCCCGGGGGCGGAGCGAUCGAUAGGGACCGCGUCCGCCAGGGCCUCGUGGUCAUCACGCGAUCCCCGGUACCUCAGGAGGGCAAGCCGCGUCAGCGCUUCAUCGCGGUCAUCUACAACUUUGAGGGGGACGAUUUCCCAGACACCCUGGAUGCGGGCCCCGAUCGCAGGGCCGCGGAUCACCGGAGCCUUGCUGAUGACGACGAGGCGCUCCCAAAGUGGACCCGGGUGCAGUUCACUCUGUGCGACAGGACGCGCUGGGUCUGGGACCGGCAGACAGGGCAGUCGGCAACCAAGAGUGAGACCACCAUUAGUGCACGCCUGAUUUGGGAGAUGUCCUCCUUCCUUGCAUCUGGGCAAUCGCCGCUCAAGAUGCGCAAGCUGGGCAAACAAACGCCGAUGCAGCUCAUGGCUUUGGAGGUGUUCUCAGACGUGAACGUGCAGGUCGGCGACAUUGAGCUGACCAACGGAGUGCUUGCCUACGUGUGCCCGGCAGUGGACCUCGUGGACCGCUCCAAAUCAACGGACGCCUCUCGCGCCGGGGCAGAUGCCGCUGGCGUGGACAUUGGGAACCUCUCCCAGUCGGUGCGCAAAGCGCUGGAGCAGAGCGUGUCCUUCUGGGACCCGCCGAACAGCGAGCCCACGUUGCACGUGCCACUGCGACUGCAGACGCACCAGAUCACCCCCGACCCGCAGCAGAUGAACAUCCUGAACGCCGUCGCCGACAGGUGCGUCCAGGAAGCCAGCGAGCAGGGAAAGUCCGAAGUCAUCCGGUGGCUGUGCGACGAGAAAGUGGGGCUGUUUCCGACGUGCAUGGGAUGGGAGCACGAGGUGCAUUUCAUGAAGACCGCCCCAAUGAAUUCCAUGGCGAGCAACAUCGGUGGGCGGACCAUCCACAACUUCAGCAAGCUUGGCGGCGCCGCCGGGCUCUCGCAGCAGCAGCUGGAUGCCAUCGCCAAGCAGGUCACCGCCAUCACAGCGGCCGCCGCCUCAGCCCAAUCGCCAGCAGCAAGCCAUCCUGCCGCGGGCGCAGCGCCUGGCCACGGGAAAGGAUCGCGUGGCGCAGGCAAGGGCAAGGACACGGCAGCACCCCCACCAGAGGCGCCUGCCACCGACGACAAAGACAAGAAGAUCGAGCAGCUCGAACUUCUCGUCAGCACUUACCAGCAGAUGGACGCCACCGCCAUGCCCGAUGUGGCCGCCAAGCUGCAGCAGGCCCGAGCGGACCUGGUGGACGCGCGCGCGGCGCAGGCCGCCAGCCUGCCGCCUGCACAGCGCAUGGCGCGCUGCCACACACGCGCGCAGCGCGCGGCCGAGAAAGUUGAGAAGAUCAAGCACCAGAUUUCAGAGCUGGAGAAGACCAAGCAAGAGCUGCAGGUGCAGCUCAACGCUACCAACCAGUCCAUGGAAGAACAGAAGAAGCGCCUCGAGCGGGCCCAGGAGGACCAGCAGCGCGAGGAGCAGGACGCCAAGUCAGUCUGGGCCGACACUGCCCCCGAUGAAGGACCUGGCUCGCUCGCGGAGUUCACCGAGACCUCCAAGGCCAAGAUCGCCGAGGCCAAGACCAAGUUUGCAGGCAAUGCAGAAAUCCUCAGAUUUAUCAACGACAUGUCCAGCAUGGUGGGGGCCUUGCCUGAGAAGGCAACACCACCGCCCCCGCCAUCUCCAUCGAUUGCGGACACCCCGAUGUUCGAUUCAGAAUUCUUCAAAGCCGAGAUGGAAUCCCUUGCCAAGCACCUGCCCAAGAAGGAGCUCGAAGCCCUGCAGAAGGCCCGUGCGACGUACCAGGACCAGCAGGUCUCGGGGCUGCAGUACAUCAUAGCAGGAGACUUCAAUCUUACUCAGGACCAGCUUGAGCAUUCGGAGCUCUGCAAUUAUAUCAAGGGUCAGCUCUUCGCACCGGCGUGCUCGAUGGGCACAUGCACAGCCAGUUGUUCAGUCAUAGAUAUGUUCAUCGUCGAGCAGCAGCUAGCGAACGCUGUGCGAGCCAUAGAUGUCGAUUUCGACUGGGAUGCUAGGCCACAUUUCCCAGUUGUGCUGGAUCUGCCACCAGAAUUUGGAGAGGUCAAGGUCCUUCAAUUCCCUACCAUCCCUGCCCUCCCCUCCUCAUUCGACAAGGAUGAAGAGGAUGAGGAUAUUGUGCAUCCCAGCACCGUUUCUUGGAAUAAAGUUUCAGAUCACGUAGGUAGUCUUAUCUCUGCUAUAGGUAACCAUUCCAAGGCAGUGUUGCGCGAAGGCUACGCCUCGGCCUACGCGCACUGGGCCAACGCCGCCGAGCUCGAGCUAGCGCAGCGGACGGCCAGCAAGGUUCGCAAGUCAGGCUUGAGAGCAAGAGCCCCCCAGCCAGUACUCCGAGCAGUCACCAAGAACGAGAAAGCUCACAAGCAGUACGGCCUCCUUCCCACUGCGCCGAGCUGGAUUGCCACUCGCAUGCACCGCCUCGCCAGUUACUUGGAGGAGGAGGAGGAAUGGACAGUGGGGAAGGUGAUUGGCAGAGAGUCUAGGCCGGCAGUAUUCGAUCUAAUUUCCCGCGUAGUGCGCGCCACGCCGCAGCAUGUGAUGCAGCACGAGAGCACGCGCAUACUCCUCACAGAUAUCCAGCAGUAUCUCAAGCCCGUGCACGCAGAUGUCGAGGCCGAAGCUUUUUGUUGCGGCAAGCUAGCCGCCACCGUCGCGCAGUUGUUUACUUUCAAGGCCAGGGCUGACGCGCUCGCUAAGAAGGUCCUCUCAGAUGCGCGGUCAGCCAACGCCAGCUCUUGGAAGGAGUGGGUUGACAAGGCCCUCGACAAGGGGGCCAAGGACCACUUCGGCAGGACGGUCAGGCUCACUGACACCUCGCCGAGCCUGCUUGCCGACCUGCUGCACCGAGGAUGUCAGAGGACAGAGCUGCUGCCACCAGACGUGCUGCAGGCUGCGCUGGAGGCGCCAGAGAAUAGCCCCCUGUACUGCUUCGGUAUCUUCGAGCACCCAGGGGCUGGGGAGCACAUGGGCUUCCUGGUGCUCCAGGAGGCCCUCACGAAACCCUCGAAGACUUGGGUGGACUGCAAAGCGGUCCUAGAUCAGCAUGCUAGGCCACUGCCGACGCGUCUCAGUAGUAAGCUCAAGUAUUCAGGCCUGCACAAGCUUGCGCUUGCGCGGGAUAGCAGAUAUCACCUCGAGACGGCCUCUAAGGUCAAGAGCCAUCAGGAUAUAGAAUCAUUGGCUGGAGAGGCCAGACUUGCUGCGGAGAUCAAUGCAGCAGCAGAUAAGACGGCGAAAGCGGCCGUUGACUGUCACCCCAGCUUUGACCCGACUGCGGUGCAGGAUUUGCAACGCAAGAUCGAGGCCGCUCGAGCGAUAGCCAUAUAUGCGCCCAGAGUUCUCGCUUUGUGCCAGCGCAACAGGCACAAGAGCGAGAGAGCCGCUUUGCCCUGUAAGGUUCAGGCCUCCAUCGUCGUCCACGACUGGGAGGUUCUGCAGGGGCCGAUACCGUACAGGUGCAGAGCAUGUUUUACGCACGCCCGAUCGUAUAAGGCCGCAGUCGCGCGCGAGCGGCAGGCCUGCCAACCUCUUGCCAGCGCAUACCGACGUGGCCUAGAAGCCAUUCACGCCAGCCAUCAGAUGGCGAUUGCGCACUUUGCCACGCCUGUUGUGUUCUGCUUAGUCUGUGGGCGUUAUGCCCAGUACGCGUUCAGAGGAGGGGAAAAAAAAACGAAAAUCCAGCACAUGCGCUGGCUGAUCAUUGACGAGGUGGAAAACGUGUCGGUGGAGCUGCUGUACGCCGUGCACAGGCAGGUGAAGGGCUCGACGAGGGACAAGGAAAACCCCUGGGCCGUGGACGCGCGCGUCCCCAAACAGUUCGCCAUGUUUGGAGGGCUCAACCUGGUGCUGCUCGGGGACCUGUGGCAGAUCCCACCCGUCAGGAGUCUCAGUAUUGCCGCCGAUCCAUUCGUCAAGCGGCCCGCCAACGUUGGCCGCAUACUGGAGAUGUUCUGGACCGAGGGCAUGCCGCACUCGGCAACUCACCGCUACGCACUGAGCCAGUCGCACCGCUGCUCAGACCCGUGGUGGAGGAGCUUCCUCGCAGAAGCGCGCGCGGGGGAUCUGUCGGACAGGAUGUACGAUUUCGUUCACGGGUUCCCCACUGAUGUGCCCGGCUCCUGGAUGCCCGCAAGCCCCGGCAGCGCCGAGGCCCGGGCGGGGCGCCUCGGCUGCGGGAAGGCGAAGUGCCGCGCGCUCUGGUCAGUUGAGUGGCCACGGAUGUUCGGAGAGGGUCGGCCUCGGGGCGACAUGCGAGCUCUGGAGUGCGCAGAUUGCAGCGCGAAGCGCCGUCGGCGCUGCCGCGUCGCCUCUCAGAGCGAUGCCAGACAGCGGGAGGUGACCACGGCGUUCGCGGACGCGCUGUUCGUGCGCCCGCACAACGCCCCGAAGUGCAGGCAGAACUGGCUCAUGCACCCAGAGAACAAGACUGGCGGAGUUCCUGGUGCGCUUCCGAUCUUCCAUGGGAUGCGCGCUCGCUUCACCACGACGGAGAACGCGGAGGCGGGAGCUUGCAAGCACUCCUGGGGGACCGUGACGGGCUGGGUCCUCCACCCCGACGACGCGAAGUUGGUGAGCGAGCACAGGUCCGAGCCAGAGCUGGUGCUGCAGCACGUGCCCGACGCGAUCACGGUGAAAAUCUUUGGGAGCACGGCGCGCCCUUUUGGCAAUCAGCCGGCGGGUGUCUUCCCCGUGAAACAGAAGGAGGUGUCAUGGGAUCGCAGCCCCGGUUUCAAGGCCAUGGCGAAGCGCGCGGGAUUCCCGCUUGUCCCGCACUUCGCCGCCACGGCCCACUGCGUCACCGGCGCCGCGCUGCCGCAGGCCAUCAUCGACCUCCUGGACGCGCGCACGACGCCCCGUGCGUCCAUGGUGCCCACGGGCUACGUGGCCAUCAGCCGCACUGGGCGGGCUGACGACCUGAUCAUCACCCAGCCUUUUUCCCCCAUGCUGUUCCGCCAGGGGCAUCAGACGGGCACGCGGCUCCUGCACCCCCUCGCAGCAGGGGAGAUGGCGACGGAGCAGACGCGAGCAGGCUGGGCCAAGGCAGAGAAGGAAGCCGCGUCCAGGUCGUCGAAGAAGUUGGUGGACGCCACGUUCCAGUGCGCCGACUGCCACCAGCGAAAAAGUCCGGGCAACUUCCCGGGGAGUGGCACGAGGGCGAGCGACCCCGUGGAGCACGCCGUGGCGGUGCUGAGCCAGGGCGCGUGGAGGAGGUGCGCCCUCUGCGCGCAGAAGAAGGCCGGAAAGGACGUGCAGAGGCCAGCCCCUCUGCCCAGCGAGCGCCGUUGCUUUGAAUGCGGCAAAGCCAGGCGCGUCUCGGAGUACGACAAGAAGAUGUUGGAGCAGUUGCGCUCAAAUGACGCCCUCGAGAGAGCGGCAGGCCUGGCGUGUCGCCCCGCGCAACUGCACCGGCCGCCGUCGAAGAUAGGCGCGCUGUACACGUGCUACCAGUGCGGGGGCCCGAAGGGCAUGGAGCACUUUGACCUGGGCCGGCUGAAUAUGCAUGGGGGGUCCGAGUGCGUCGCGCGCAAGGAGUGCUUCGACCUGCGCAUGCGUCCUCCUUGCGGGAAGUGCGGGGCGAGGCCAGAGAGGAAUCUGCAUUGCAGUCAGAGUAAUUACCAGUGUGAGGCCUGUACAUUCCCGAACUGCGACGUCUGCAAGGUAGCCCCGCGGCCGCGAAGCACGAAGUACCUGGCGGCGAACAGGCCGUCGUGGACGUGCCCGGCGUGCCCGCGGGUCGGUCAGUGCGCGGUCUGUGGCGCCCCGUCACCAGACGCGGCCAAAACUGGUCGGCGUUCUGUGAACUGGGAAGGGCCGAGGUACACGUGCGACGCGUGCCUCUGGCCGCCAUGCAGCGCGUGCAAGAAAACGCCGCGGCCGCACGACCGCUGGUGGACAGUUCGCGCUGCCCCGGACUGGAAGUGCGCAGAUUGCGCGAAGACGCGCGAGCGAGGGAAGAG